This is a messenger RNA of Acaromyces ingoldii, 1113 nucleotides long. RefSeq lists its product as hypothetical. The coding region runs from base 124 to 828 and encodes 234 amino acids. NCBI's taxonomy places the organism in Eukaryota, Fungi, Basidiomycota, Exobasidiomycetes, Exobasidiales, Cryptobasidiaceae. The transcript has a single exon. The record is from RefSeq and is a predicted model, not a curated record.
CCCUUCCCCCAUCGAAAACCCUAUCUUUGCCUUCUUCCCAAGAGCGCUUUCAGCUUCUCCCGCACCACAAGUCAAUCUUGACCUCGGCUGGUCCAAGGUCAACGCAAGCAUUCAUCUUCGACAAUGAACGCUGCACGCAAGAAUCUGACGGCAGCCCUCUUGCUCGCCAUUACGGUGGCAGUGGCUAUGACGUUCGUCGCCGCUGCUCCUCCCGGCCUCUCGUCUUUAGGACGCAGCGCGAUGGACUGUCCCACACCCAUGUCCAUGUCGCGCAACGACAAGUGCGACCCCCGCGAUGUCAACACCUGGUCGCAAGAGCUGCGUACUGGUCUUACCAGGUUCUACGGCGACGCCCUCCAGGAGAAGAAGAUAGAUGGAGAGAAAUGGCUGGAUGAAAACCCCACCGACGAGGACAAAGCCUGCAAAAAGCUCUUCGCAUCCAAUAACUGCCAGCGCGAGAUGCACGAUUACUUUGAGCGCAAGGGCGCCAGACCCUCGUCUGCUCUCGUCCAGAAGCGUGGACUUGGAGAUGAAGAAAAGCACGGCGGCGACCGGGGCUUCAAGUGCACCGAAGAGCAACGCAAGAUGUGUCAGGCUCAGACCUGUACCGCGGGCUGCAGUAGCCACAGUCGCGCCGAGGGCCUGGAACGUGAGUAUGCAAACAAGAGUUGGCGCUUUUGCCAUCCUUUCUUCUUUUCCUCUUCACCCUUUCCCUCCUCUUUACCUUCUAUCACUUUCCCGCUCUUUAGUUCCCUUUCCUCAUGCUCUUCUCCUCCCAAGUCGGCCUUUCUAAGUACGGCCCGUUCUAGCGGUUUCGUUCUGUCGUGACACGCGAUUCUAUUCGCCGGACCUUUCUCUCUUUUCUUGCAGCAGAGGGACGUGACUCGACUGAAGAGCUGUCAUUGGGGCCGACUUGCGAGCGCUGACAGACUGUUCUUAGUCGGCUUUGCGAGCCGGUCGCAAAGCUCUUCGACUGCAUCUGUCCCCGACUCUCUGACCCGCCUCCUAUCCCUUGAAGAGAUGCUGCGAUUGCUUUCCGGCUGAUCACCAUAGAGCUCUCUCCUACUCCAAGAUCAAGUCCUAUCUCUGUCCAUCUCGUACUUCGAGCAAUUC